Messenger RNA from Trichomonas vaginalis G3, 474 nucleotides. Its product is annotated as spectrin binding. The record is from RefSeq and is a predicted model, not a curated record. Gene Ontology annotation, molecular function: protein binding; transcription cis-regulatory region binding. Gene Ontology annotation, biological process: positive regulation of transcription by RNA polymerase II. The transcript has a single exon. Gene Ontology annotation, cellular component: nucleus. The coding region runs from base 1 to 474 and encodes 157 amino acids. NCBI's taxonomy places the organism in Eukaryota, Parabasalia, Trichomonadida, Trichomonadidae.
AUGAGUGGUAAUGUUGAACUUGUUACUUUCUUAGUUGAAAAGGGUUGUGACAUUAAUGCUAAAUCACCAGCAAACACGCAGCCAAUAAAUUAUGCAGUACAGUCAGCAAAUAUCAAUUUAGUUAACUACUUUAUUGAGAAAAGUGAAGAUGUUAACGUAAAAGCAAAAUUAUAUUCAAAGAAAUCAACAGGAGUUACUCCAUUACAUAUUUCAUGCUUUGUUCAUGAUGAAGAGAUCGCCAGUGCACUUAUUUUUCAUGGAGCAAAUGUUAAUGAAAAGAUAGGAGAAUACAAUGGAAAGAAGAACUUAAGCAUCAUUCAUUUGGCUACAAUUGAAGAUUCGCCUUCUAUUGUCGAGAUUUUGGUUAAAAAUAAAGCUGAUGUCAAAGCUAUUGAUGACGAAGGAAAAACAUGCCUUAUGACUGCCGCUGAGAACAGCGCAUUUGAAAAGAAGUGCCUCCACUCUCAAUUUUGA